AUGAUUUACUCUCUCUUAUUUCUCUCACUCCUUAGGUUGCUGUUUGCUUUUGAUAUUUCCCUGAAGACAAAUGUUGCCGUCUACUGGGGUCAAAAUUCCGCUGGGGGUUCAGCUACACAAGAAACAUUAGAAUAUUAUUGUGAAUCUGACGAUGUCGACAUUGUCUUAUUGUCAUUUCUUACUGGAUUCCCAACUAUGAGUUUGGAUUUUGCAAGCGCAUGCUCCGAUACUUUUUCAGAUGGUUUGCUCAAAUGUGACGCUAUUGCUACUGGGAUUGAAACAUGUCAAUCAAAUGGUAAAAUCGUUCUCCUUUCCAUGGGUGGUGCUCUGGGAAGUUAUGGUUUCACUUCGGAUUCUGAAGCAACUACAUUCGCCGAGACUCUAUGGAACACAUUUGGUGGUGGUUCCGCAACUGAAAGACCGUUUGGUACUGCAGUCGUUGACGGAUUUGACUUGGAUAUUGAAAACAACGAAGAAACUGGCUACGUUGCCUUGGGAACUGCAUUGAGAACUUGGUUUGCUGAAGAUACUUCUAAAACGUACUACCUCUCCGCUGCACCCCAAUGUCCAUAUCCUGAUGCCUCCGUCGGAGACUUCCUCAGUGGUGUUGAUGUCGAUUUUGCCUUCAUUCAAUUUUAUAAUAAUUAUUGUAUGCUAGGAUCUAGUUUCAACUGGGAUACAUGGAAGUCGUAUGCUGAGAAUACAUCGCCUAACAAAGAUAUUAAGCUUUUCUUAGGUUUACCAGCAUCUUCUACUGCAGCAAGUACAGGAUACAGUUCUUCCAGUGUUGUGCUGGGAUACUUGGCUGAUAUUCAAAGCGAUUCUUCAUUCGGUGGUAUUUCUUUAUGGGAUGCAUCCCAGGCUUGGGCUAAUACUGACUCUGAUGGCGACAAUUAUGCUGAACAAAUGAAAAGUAUUUUGGAAGCUGGCACAACUUCUAGUACGACUACCACCAAAGCUACCACAUCCACCAGUUCGACCACAACUAAAGCUACUACAUCCACUAGUACGUCUACUACCAAAGCUACUACAUCCACCAGUACGUCUACUACCAAAACCACUACCUCUACAAGUUCAUCAUCAGUUUCGUAUUCUUCAACCACCACAACUACUACCACAACUACUACCACAACCACGCUUCCAAGCUUGACUAAAACUCCCGAGUCCUCAUCCUCGACUACCUCAAGUACUUCAGUCAAUCCAACUUCCUCAACUGAGACAUCUUCAACAGAGACAAGUUCAGUUACUGCUAGGACUUCAUCUAGUUCAUCAACAUCGACUAAGACAACUUCAAGUUCAAGCUCACUCUCAAGCAGUAAAGCUACUUCAAGCUAUUCAUCUAGUACUUCCACACCAGCCGAUAAAGAAACGACGACAGAAGCUGAUCAAACUACAUCAAGUUCUUCGAUCAGUUCUACUCCGACUACGUUAAGCACGGUAACCAGUUCUUCAAGCUCAAAAGAAGAUGAAUCUUCUUCAUCUUCUAGCGCUUCUCCAAGUACGAAAUCAAGUACCAGUUUGGUUUCCCCUAGUUCUACCAUAAUACGUUCGACUACUAGCUCUACAAGCUCACCGACAUCAACUCAUGUUGUCGUGGUGCUUGAGACCGCCCCUGCAGUUCACGUUACACUGACCAAGGUUGGGUACACCACAUUAAUUACUACAGUCUAUGGCAAUCCAUAG
Molecule: messenger RNA, 1683 nt
Organism: Dujonia railenensis
Lineage: Eukaryota; Fungi; Ascomycota; Pichiomycetes; Serinales; Debaryomycetaceae
Source: the annotation of a GenBank genome assembly